Symsagittifera roscoffensis is the source of this 2199-nucleotide messenger RNA. RefSeq lists its product as uncharacterized. Lineage: Eukaryota; Metazoa; Xenacoelomorpha; Acoela; Convolutidae. The transcript is spliced from 7 exons. The record is from RefSeq and is a predicted model, not a curated record. The coding region runs from base 101 to 2110 and encodes 669 amino acids.
UGUGCAGCCACCGAACGUACAUUUGCAUUUUAAGUAUCUGAUCUAUUUGACAAUAUUGAACAGAUAGCAGAGAUCAGGGAAGUUUGAAAGAAGUAAAGAUAUGACUGUUAAUGAAAUGGAGUUUUGCGAAGAAAUUUCGCAGGACAAAACCUCCGAUAGCGAGUUAGACCUGUUUGAGGAAGAAUCGAGCCUUAUCGAUGAAAUUUUAUCCUUGCCAAUCAAAAAGUUAGGCAAUCUUAGCGGAAUAACAACUUCUAGGAAAGGAACUGAACUGGCAGCAAAUACUACAUUUAUAUCGAAACCAGUUGUACAGCUUGUUUCGAAUAUCUUUAAAAGCCCUGUAUCAGAAGAAACCUUGCGAAACAAUCUUAACUUGUCGGCACCCAAAAUACCUUUUUUGAAUAUUAGACCAGCAGAUCCUUGGUUGAAAAGCUUAAAUCCAAAUUUAGUAACAGAAUGUCUUGACUCUGAAUUAUUUACUCAUAAGCAUGUUUCUAAUUUCUUGCGUGUCGCCUUUCCGUUAGUUGGUUUAUUGGAUACUAUGUCAAAAGGGAGGCUGACUCAGUCGCGCGUAGAAACUGCCAUCACGGACUCCUUACUUCUCUUGUCCUCGGCAAUCGAAAACGUAAAUGGUUGGCGUCGCGAGAACCUUAUGCGCAUGUAUAAUUUGAAUCAUUUAAAAAAGCCUGAUGUUAGCCCCGCAGAUAACCCCCACUUAUUCUCAACUAACUUUGAGAAAUGUGCUAAAUUUCCAUCAGUUGAUGAACUUUACGCAGACAAUGACCCUCUACCCGAUUUGGAAAUAAAACCAGUAUCUAAGUUUUCAAAUGAAAUUAUCGCGGGGGAUUCUAUUUUGGACGAUGUUAGUUCUAAGGUGCAUAAACUAGUCUCCGAAGACACUAACAGACAGAACGGGACUAAAAACGCUUUCACACAAACAAGUGACUAUAGUAAGGCAACAACAUCGGUAGGUUCUGAGAUCAAAACAUGUAAGUGUUCAGUGAUUGACUCUCCCGACUCCGCUCCCGUCGCUCCAGUGAAAGAGUUCGCCGACAGCAGUGUGAAAACUGCUGAAGCGAGCUAUUGCGUCGAUAAAUCUAGCGAUGUUUCAACUAAAUCGCAGAAGUCUUUAAUUCACCUGAGCCCAGGAGCGGCAAAAGAGAACACAGGCAGUGUGGGAAAAGCGGAGUCGGAAGGGAUUUCGGGUUCUGAUUUGCUUAUUUCGGAAUUAACAACCAGUCGCCCCGUUUCACCGCGUUCGCGUAAUCGAAAAAGUACCGGGAACCUCAAAAAACAAGAUAAUUUAGAAAAAGAUUUUUCUUCAGUUUUUGACGUUAAAGAAAGUGCUCAAAAUGUAUGCGAUGAUUCGGUUGAUGGGAGCAUCAGUAGUGGUAUAACUAUUGAGGAGGACGAGGACUGCGGAGAUAAUAGUUCUGAAAAUAAUGGUAAAAGUAGUGAAAUGGAUUCUGAUUUAGCGCUAACGGAGGUUUCGGACGAUAAAAAGUCGUUACCAGAAGUAGCGAAAGUGGGUGUUGCUAGCUCAUCGAAAAGAAAGUUUGUACCUAUCACCGGACCACCUAAAGCAACUAGCACCAGCAUAGCAAACUCUAAAACUGACAGUCAAAAAAUGAAUUUAGGAAAUUUGAACAAGGCUCCUUUUCCUGGAGUCACCAGCAAUCCCCCUUUUGGCACCAACAAAACUUCAACUUUUUCUAGUAACUCAAAUAAAACCAGCAAUACAACAUCGGGUACUGCCACGAAUCACAAUGUUAAACGUAUAAUAUCUGCGGCACCCUUAAAACAAGUUGCAGUCAGCAACAGAAAUGCUAAUGCAUUUCAUAAUGCUGCAACUAUAGCUGGUGUAGGUAGUCUACAGCAGCCCAAUUUUCAACCACCCUUGGGAAACAGUAGACUCGUGAGGGCUCCAGUGGAUGCUAGGUCACCGAUCAGCCAAAUGCACAACAUUCCAGCGAAGAGGCAGAGGAGUGAACCCUAUUGGAGUGCGAUGGAUUUCAGCUCUCCUCAACAGACUGGCGUGCUAGGAGUGACACUUCCCCACCAGCAGAUGAGCAGAGACGCAAAUUUUCCCAGAACUAACAAGUGGAGAUAGAACUCUUUUCCUAUAAACGUAAUGAAGCUAUUUGUACUUCUUAGUUUCGUAUAGUAUUCGAUUUGAUAAAUUAGAAUUUUUCUGAUUUA